Messenger RNA from Brugia malayi, 1326 nucleotides. RefSeq lists its product as uncharacterized. The record is from RefSeq and is a predicted model, not a curated record. Gene Ontology annotation, biological process: regulation of transcription by RNA polymerase II; canonical Wnt signaling pathway. Gene Ontology annotation, molecular function: RNA polymerase II cis-regulatory region sequence-specific DNA binding; DNA-binding transcription factor activity, RNA polymerase II-specific. Lineage: Eukaryota; Metazoa; Nematoda; Chromadorea; Rhabditida; Onchocercidae. The transcript is spliced from 10 exons. Gene Ontology annotation, cellular component: beta-catenin-TCF complex. Bases 1 to 1326 code for a protein of 441 amino acids.
AUGAGUAGCGCUGCUGACGAUGGCGCCGAUGAAGUGAAAGUCUUCCGCAGAAAUGAUGCGGAUGAUGUAGAAACGGCGCAGUCAUCACAUCAGUUAACAGAGGACAAAAAAGAUGUGGCCCUGGAGACAGAACUGGAAACAAGGACGCCAUCUUCUUCUAUUAUCGGUUCGAAGCCUGGUGCUUUCGUGAAGCCAUCGCCGACUUUUCCAACUUUUUCAGCCGCCACUCUCUCUCCAACUUAUGGGCCAUUGCCAUUGUUUUAUCCAUUCUUCCUACCGAACCAGGCUCCUUAUGGUUUGCCUUUCGGUAGGAUGCCGAGUGGACCGAUGGAUGCACGUUCAAUGUCGCCAACUUAUGCAGCAUUCGUUAUGCAGCAGGCGGCACAAACUAUGUCACCAACCUUCGAAAUGUAUAGAAAUUUCCCUUUUGGACCUGCUUCUCCGAGCUCCCUCUUCCAGGGUAGUGGAGUGGGUGCGGCUACCCCCAAGGGUAAUCCGUUGGCGGCAGCUACAAUGAUGCGCAGUAUGCAGAAUGCGGCUGCAGCGGCCGCAACAUCUCCGCAUCCACUGAAUUCAAUAAACCAAAUGCGAUUACCUCAGAUGGGUUCACCGAUCACCUCCAUGGCCAGUAACUUAGCCCAGCAGCCGAGCAACAAUUCACGUGGCAGUGCUAACAACAGCAAGAUUACGAAGAGCGAAAUCAAGCCGCCCAAAGUUAAGGAACAGCACAUUAAGAAACCUUUGAAUGCAUUUAUGUGGUUUAUGAAGGAAAAUAGGCCGAAACUGAUGGAAGAACUAGACUAUAAAGAAAGACAAAGUGCGGAAUUGAACAAGGAACUCGGAAGGAGAUGGCAUGAUUUACCAAAAGAAGAACAGCAAAGGUAUUAUGAGCUUGCUAAAACAGAUCGUGAGCAACAUAUGCAGAAAUAUCCUGGAUGGUCGGCUCGUGAAAAUUAUGCAAUCAAUAAGAAGAAAAAACGGAAACGCGAUAAAUCUGCUGAUAAUGGUGAACAAAAGAAAUGCCGGGCUCGAUUUGGUGUUGUAAAUCAAGAUCAGUGGUGUAAACACUGUAAAAGGAAAAAAAGAUGUCUUUGGUAUCGCGAGGCAUCUUCACCAGUCGGAGUGGUUUCCUCGACGACACCAGGAACCCCUGGUACUCCGUCUUCACUGUCUGGACCAGCUGCGGGUGGUGCAUUGAGCGGUCGUGAUACUGAUUCAGAGAAUGAUAUGGAUGCUACUGCUGCUGCUGCUGCUGCUGAAAGAUCUCGGUCAAUGUUAAAUCAGCGCUAUACCUUCACAUCGCAAAAGCGUCGCGAAACGAAAUAG